Saccoglossus kowalevskii is the source of this 3177-nucleotide messenger RNA. RefSeq names its product putative leucine-rich repeat-containing protein DDB_G0290503-like. NCBI's taxonomy places the organism in Eukaryota, Metazoa, Hemichordata, Enteropneusta, Harrimaniidae. The record is from RefSeq and is a predicted model, not a curated record.
AUGGCGGAUGGGAACGACUACGAAUUAAGAAAAAAGAGGGAUAACAUGGAAAAGGCGCCACUUUCUCCGAACAGUGGCAAAAUGAAGGAUUUCUUCGGAAAGUUUGUUUAUGGGAAAACUACCUACAACAGGAGACAGGCAAAUAAGGCGGUGCUCCCACCCUCGUCCCCAUCUAAACCCAGUGAGAGAACGUUAACAAGGACAGGGGCCCCAAAAACAUUGUCACCUAAGCCGAAGUCACCAACAAAACAGACCUCUCCAAGAAAAACCUCCAAACCAAUGGACAGAGCAGCACCAGUCACAAAAUCUAAGGAACCGAAAUCAUCUGUCAAUGCACAGAAAACUAAAGAAUUUAUUGCCUCAUCUCAUAGAGGUAAAACAUCACAGGUAUCUACCAAGGAAAGAAAACUGUCGGAAGGGAAAAAUGUGGUUGGAACUCAUAAAACUAAAGCACCAAUAUUAGAUUCAAAAAUAUUGGUUUCUUCAGAAAUAUCGACAUCAUCACUAGAUGCAAAAGCUCCACGAAGGAACACACUUCCAAAGGCGCACAAAGUUGAACCAUCGCGAAUGAGAGAUAAAAGACAUUCCGAUGUCCAAAUCAUCAAACACAGUAAAAAACAUAAUAAACAGUCAAUCGAAUCGCUCACCAUUGAUCAUACCGACGGCACAGUUACUGAAAACAUGUCGGAGCUGGUGUACGAUCUGGAACUCAAGAAAAAGCAGCCAAGCAGCGAGUCACGCAUCAGUGAGAACGGGCAUGAGGAAGAUGAAAUGAAAGAUGAAAAAGACAAGGAAGACGGACUACAAACUGAGUUCCUGAAGGCAUUUGACAGAAAAAUGAAAUACAUCAAUCCAAAAAAGACCUUAGAUCUGAACUUAAACGAGACUGAGGAAGAAAAGCUCCUAAAAGAUGGAAAGGCUGAAAUCGAAAAUAAAAACUCAGCAUAUAUCUCCAAUAUCAUAGACGUGACUCAGAUGAACAAAGAGGUAGACGGCACUUUUUUGUGUUCUGAUAAAAACGAGCAGAAACACGAAAAGGAUACAAGAAAGGACAAUCUCGAAAUCAUAGCAGUUGAUGGAAUAAAACCAUCAAAACUAGAAGACGCCCACGAUGAAUCUAAGCCAGACAAGAAAAAGAAAAAAAUAAGAAAGGAACAAAAAGAAUCGGAAGUACUUGAAAUAGAACAACUAGAAUCUUUCAAUAAAGCGAAAGAAACACCUGACAAGAAGAUUAAACCGAAAUUCUUUAAAAAGAAGGAUAAGAAAGACAAGAGAAGCAGAAAAAUGUCCAAAGGCUCUAAAACAGAUGAAAUGACAGACACUUCUGAUGAUGAACAAGUUUCCGAAUUUAUUGACUUAAAAUCAAGCAUUAAAAAACAGCAUACAAAUACAAUCACUAUGGAAACUGGAAAGAAGGAAGACAUAAUUAAAAUGGAACCAUUGCAAAUGACAGUGAAAACAUAUUCGGAUGUCCAAAUCAUGGAACAAGGUGAAAAACAAAUUGAACAUUCAAUCAAACCUCUCAAAACAGAUCAGAUCAACACUGCGAUAGAUGCAAACACAUUGGAACUGGUGAACGACCUGAAACUCAAAGAGCAGCCAGUCAGCAUAAUGCACGUCAAUGAGAGUGGACAUGAGAAAGAAGGGAUUAAAGGUAAAAUUAACAAGCAAGACGAACUACAGACUGAAAUCCCUCAAACACUGGAAACAGAAUUGAUAUACAUCGACCAAACAAUUACGUUAGAUAUGAACUUGAAUGAGACUCAAGAGGACAAGUUCCUAAAAGAUAUAAAUGGUGAUGACGAAAACAAAAAAUCAACCAAAAUACUAGCAUGCAUCUCUGAUGCCACCAACAUAGAUGUGAUGCAGGUACACAAAGAAAAAGACGACACACUUUUGUUCUCUGACAAAAACCAGCAGAAACAUGAAAUAGAUACAAGAAAGGACAAUUCCGAAAUUAUAACAGUCAGUAGAAUAAAACCAUCAAAACUAGAAGAAAACGAUGAUGAGUUUAACUCUGACAAGAAAAGAGAAAAGGACAAGAAACUAUUAGGCAAGAAGCAGACAAAAUCGGAAGUACUUGAAAUGGAAGAAGUAGAAUAUCUUGACGAGACUAAACCAGCAACACCAGACAAGAAAAAAAUAACCGACAUACCUGCAUGCAUAUCCGAUGCCACUAAUGCCGAUGUGAGCCAAUUGCACAAAGAAGAAGACACUCUUUCAUGCUCUAACAAGAACAAGUCGAAAAAUAAGGAGGUUGAGAGGGAGGACAAUUUCAAAGUUGCAACAGAUUCAGUCGAUGGAAUAAAGCCAUCAAAACUAGGAGAACCCUUCAAUGAGUUUAAUCCUGACAUGAAAAUGGAAAACGAAAAGAAGCAGUUUGAAAGAGAAUCAAAACAAUCAGAAUUACUUAAAAAUGAAGAACUAGAAAAUUUCAAUGAAAUCAGAGCAGCGUCACCAGAACAAAAAAAUACAUCACCAUUCUUUAAACAGAUGGGCUCUGAAACAGAUGAUAUGACAGACAGUUCUGAUGAUGAACAAGUACCAGAGACUAGUGACUUAGAAUCUAGUGUUAAACAACAACCUGUAAAGACAAUACCUUCAAUAAACGACAAGGAGAAAGAUAAAGUUGAACUGAUGCAAACAACAAAGAAAACAGUAUCAGACGUCCAAAUUAUUAAACAAGGUGAAAAACAAAUUGAACGAUCAAUCAAAUCGCACGCAACAGAUGUUGACACAGUAGUUACCGAACACAUGUCAGAACUGGUGCAUGACUCAAAACUCGAGGAACAGCCAAUCAGUAUAUCACACAUCAAUAAGAUUAUGCAUGAGGAAGAUGACAUUAAAGAUGAAAAAGACAUGCAUGAUCAACUACAGACCGAAAUCCCUCAAAUAGAAACAAAGCAAUCAAAAGAUAUAAAUGGUGAUAGCAAAUUGGAACCAACUGAAAUACCAGUAUGUAUCUCUGAUUCCACCAACAUAAGUGUGACACACAUGCAUAAAGAAGAAGAUAACACACUUUUGUUCUCUGACAAAAACAGUCAGAAAAAUGAUACAAGAAAGGACAAUUCCGAAAUUAUAACAGAUCCAGUCAGUGGAAUAAAACCACCAAAACAUGAAGAAAGCCAUGAGAGUUUAACUUUGAGAAGGAAAGAGAAAAAGACAAAAAACAAUUAG